Messenger RNA from Clavispora lusitaniae ATCC 42720, 1077 nucleotides. RefSeq names its product RNA-binding protein. Gene Ontology annotation, molecular function: mRNA binding. NCBI's taxonomy places the organism in Eukaryota, Fungi, Ascomycota, Pichiomycetes, Serinales, Metschnikowiaceae. The record is from RefSeq and is a predicted model, not a curated record. Gene Ontology annotation, cellular component: cytoplasm; ribonucleoprotein complex; nucleus.
AUGUCUGAAGUUGACACUCAACCUAUUGAUAACAUUUCCAGCAGACUCUAUGUUGGUAACAUCGAUUUCCACACCACCGAAGAUAGCUUCAUGGAAUUUUUGAAGAAGGUCGGCACCAAUCCUCAGAGCAUUGACAUGCCUUCCAAGGAAAGAGGCAGCUUUGUCAAGUAUCUAGGGUUUGGCUUUGUUCAGUUUGCCACGCCCGAGGAAGCCGAAGACGCUAUCGGCAAAUUGAAUGGGGCGCUCCUUGGCGAAAGGUUUAUCUAUGUAAAGAAAGCCUUACCCCAAGCUACAGCCGAAGAGAAGCGGAAGAAAACCGAAGCGUACUUCCAGAGAAAGAAAGCAAUGGAUAAGUGGAAACGCGAGCACUUGUCCAACGGGGCUAAAGAGAAAGGAUCUUCGGAAGAACCUAAUACCGAGGAAUCUAUAGGGGAAGAGGCUCCGGCGGAAAAUGCAUCCGAGACCGACACAACUCAACGUGUCGGAAAGAAGUCCAAGGAUACCGUUUUCAUAUCCAAUUUGGAUUACAAGGUUACAGCGAAACACUUGUCAUACUUAUUGAAGGACAAGGGAUUGAAGUCAAAAUGGAUUUACGUGCCUAAGAGGAUGAUGCCGGCGCAUCUUUUGCGUAUAUUCCGCGACCAAAAGAAGACAAUCUACAAUAAAGGAAUUGCCUUCAUUAGGCUAAUCAACGAGGACACGCAGCAGCGUGCUAUCAAGGAAUUGAACGGCUACGAAAUUAAUGGCAGAGAAAUCGUCGUGCAGGUUGCGAUUGACUUUGAUCUGAAUCGUCCCAGCCAUAACGAUAGCAAGGAACACAAGCCACGCGGAGGCAGAAAAGGAAAGACACAGAGGGAAACAGCGAAGGGUGACAAGAGGCGUCAAGAUGAGAACCAAAAACUGUUAAGCGAAGAGAAAGGAGCGGAUGAGUCCCAGAAGAACGGCGAAAUCAAAGCUGAGGAACCCAAAGACGAGGAACUCAAAGGUGACGAGAACAAAAGUGAGGAGAAGAAAGAUGAGCAAAAGAUAGCUGAGCCGGAAACAGUGCCUAACCAAGCUGGUUCGUCUUCUGAAUAA